AUGUACCUCGAUCUGGAACCAUUAAUCAUUAGCGCCGCGUCACGUUUUGGCAAAGACGGGACGGCAGCGAACAUGGUACAGCUGACUCAAAUCAGGACCGAGUGCAAUCCUCGCCGGACCACGCCGUAUCUGCACGAACCUGGCACUCCUCCUCCCGAUCGACCCAGGCACCGCCGCGCCACAACCCUGACCAUCGAAUUCGUCACCACGCGGCCGCAAUCGCUGCCGCGACCUGGUGUCCUUGCGGCCCUUGAGCUUGGACGCCGUCGCCCGGCCGCCUCGCUCCUCUCGGUGGGCCGCGUCUCGAUGGCCGCCGAUCGGCGGCCAUCGGACUCCGGCGCCGCUUGUACCCUCGCUGGUGGCGAUAUCGUCCUGUUGUGCUGUUUCACCGUGCAUCUGGGCAAACUUGGCGGAGAAGGUGAGGUGAUGCUCGGCGGGAGUGGCAGCUGGAACUGUAGCACCGCGCUCGAUCAGGGUUGGCGCGCGCGCCGUGUUCAGCUUGGCUGCUGGCCCUCUACCUAG
Molecule: messenger RNA, 522 nt
Organism: Pyricularia pennisetigena
Lineage: Eukaryota; Fungi; Ascomycota; Sordariomycetes; Magnaporthales; Pyriculariaceae
Exons: 2
Coding region: 1-522 (173 amino acids)
Source: RefSeq, a predicted model, not a curated record